AUGAAUAUUCUUUUGAUUUUAUUGAUAAUCAUCUACUUUCUCUAUUUUUUUCACGAUCAAUUCUCUGGUUCAUCUCCAUGUUCACAUCUCUAUGAGAAGAAUUUCUUCCAAAAAUGUUCUUUAUCAACAAAAAUCCUCCUUCAAUCUUCAUCUCCGGAUGUGAAUUAUGUUGUGUUCGAUGCUGUUAAUGGUUUCGGUAAUCGCAUUCUUGGGUUAAUAUCUUCUCUCACUUAUGCUCUCGUCACAAAUCGAGUCCUUCUAAUCAAUUGGAAACCAGGUAAUAAUCAUGAUGCAAAUUUCGAAGAUCUAUUUCUACCAUUAUCAUCAUUAAAUGAAAGUAGUUUCGUUCAUCAAUAUUCCCUUUCGCGAUUGAUGAGUUUGGUUAAGAAUCGAUGGAUCAAUGAAAUUCAUUGGCAAAUAAACAGGAAGAGUCGAAUACCACGAGAUUGGGCUUUUUACUUUGACGAAAUAAUGUUAUGUGACGAUAAAAUUGUUGAUAUUCGUUCAUGGUUUCAACGAUUUGGAUUCUAUUUGAUCAAUUUAUUGACUAAUCAUGUCCAAUGA
Messenger RNA from Adineta ricciae, 564 nucleotides. Lineage: Eukaryota; Metazoa; Rotifera; Eurotatoria; Adinetida; Adinetidae. The record is from the annotation of a GenBank genome assembly.